Messenger RNA from Paramecium pentaurelia, 2140 nucleotides. The record is from the annotation of a GenBank genome assembly. Lineage: Eukaryota; Ciliophora; Oligohymenophorea; Peniculida; Parameciidae.
AUGGGUUGUCGAGUAUCAAAUAUUGCACCUCAUAUGUCAUAUUCGACUAAGGUUUAAGAAGCUACAGAAGGACAAACUGAAAUUAGAAGAAAUGUGAAAUAUACUACUUAAUUACUCUCUAUUCCUGAAUAAGGGAUUCUGAAUUUACAAGAUUUAUUUUCAAAAAAAGCUGAGAAAUAUGCUGUAAAAUAAUGCUUAGGUUCAUUUAUUGGAGAUGAUUUCUCUUUUAUGACUUAUUCAUAAGUUUAAGAAGAAGCCAUCCAUUUAGGAAGUGGGUAUUUGUGUAUAAUAGAUUAUUUAGGAUUAAAACAUGGGGUUUAGCAAAUGAAGUUAAUGAAUAUAAGAAUUAUAAAAUGAAAUUAAUAGGAGUGUUUAGUAAAAAUAGAAGAGAAUGGGUGAUUCUUGAUAUUGCUAAUAUAUUAUAUGGAUAUACUAUGGUUCCUUUUUAUGAUACUUUGGGUAAAAUUAGAUUUUAAUAAUUAAUAGGUCCAGAUUCAAUACCAUUCAUCUUAAACCAGACCAAUAUUGAAACAAUGUUUUUAAGUGCAGAUGCUACAAAAUCAUUACUAAAAUGUAAAGAUAAAUACAAAUUAUAAAAUUUGGUUUUAUUUGAUCCACUUACAGACGAAUAAGAAAGAGUAUUACUAUCUGUGCAAAUUAGGAAUUGAAAACUAAAGGAUAUAAAUUAUUUAAAUACUAAGAUGUUGUAUAAAAUGGCAAAUAUCAAAUCUAACCACUUGCUUAAAUUUAUCCAGAAACUAUGUAUACUAUUUGUUAUACUUCUGGAACUACUGGAAAUCCAAAAGGUGCUUUAAUAACACAUGGUAAUUUUGUGUCUGCUGUAGCUAGUACACUAGUUACAGAUGCAUAAAUAAAUGAAAAUGAUGUCUAUCUAUCUUAUUUACCUUUACCUCAUGUUAUGGAGAGAUUAAUAGUAAUAUCAUUACUAUAUGUGGGUGCAUAAAUAGGGUAAUUUAUAUAUAUAUAUCAAUAUUUUUUAGAUUUUAUAGAGGAGAUCCAAAUUUGUUAAAAGAAGAUAUUUUAAAAUUAAGACCCACCAUUUUUGUAUCAGUACCUAGACUUUACAAUAAAUUCUAUGAUGGAAUCAAAGCUAAAAUUUAAGAAGUCACAGGAUUAAAAAAGAUGUUUGUUGAAUAAGCUAUUAGUUCUAAAUUAUCUAUUUUAAGGUAAGAAGCAAGAUAUACAAAUUCAUUAUUUGAUAAGGCUUUUGAAGGAGUCAAACAAUUAUUUGGAGGUAGAUGUAGAUUGAUGGUAACAGGAUCAGCACCAAUUUAAUAAGAUGUUAUUGAUUUUUUAAAAAUAUCUGCUUGUUGCCCUUUUUUGGAAGGUUAUGGAUAAACUGAAUCUUCUGCUUUAUCAUUUUCAACAGCUAUUUGGGAUCCUGUAUCUUCUCAUUUAGGUGGACCAGCAGCUAAUACUGAAUUCAAAUUAGUUGAUGUUCCUGAAAUGAAUUAUACUGCUAAAGAUACAAUAACAAUUCAUAAAGGAGACUAAGUUGAAAUAUAAGCAAUUCCCAGAGGAGAAAUAUGUUUAAGAGGACCUGGUGUAUUUGUAGGUUAUUAUAAGGAUCCAUAGAAAACAGCAGAAGCUUUGGAUUCAGAUGGAUGGUUACAUACAGGUGAUAUUGGAAUGAUUACUUAAUAAGGAGGUGUAAAGAUUAUUGAUAGAAAGAAAAACAUUUUUAAAUUAUCUUAAGGAGAGUAUAUAGCACCAGAAAAGAUUGAAUCAGUUUAUAAUAGAGUUUAAGGAGUAGCAGAAAGUUUUGUAUAUGGAGAUUCACUUUAAAAUUAAAUUGUAGCAAUUAUAGUUCCUUAAAGUGAUUAUAUAUAGAAAUAAGCAGCUUUGAUGUAAAUUUAAGGAAACUUUGAAGAAAUUUGCUAAAAUUAAAAGAUGAUAUCUUUGAUUUAACAAAACAUUGAAAUUUUUAGUAGAUAAAAUUAACUUAAUUCAUUGGAAAUUGUAUAUUUAUUAAAAAUAAUAUUAGGCAAAAUUAAUUUAUUUAGAACAUUAACCUCUAUAAAAUUUAGGAUGUCUCACUUCCACUUUAAAAUUGCAAAGACAUGUUGCCAAAUAAGUGUUUGCUAAAUAAAUUGAAAAUCUAUAUAAAUAAAAAGUUUGA